AAAAUGGCGAAUCGUACGGUGAAAGAUGCUCAUUCGGUUAAAGGAACGAAUCCUCAAUAUUUGGUUGAAAAAAUCAUACGGACUCGGAUAUACGAAUGUAGAUAUUGGAAAGAAGAAUGUUUUGCACUCACAGCUGCACUUUUGGUCGACAAGGCAAUGGAACUGAAAUAUAUUGGUGGUAUCUUUGGUGGAAAUAUUAAGCCAACUCCAUUUCUAUGUCUGAUCCUGAAAAUGUUGCAGAUCCAACCAGAGAAGGAUAUUGUGGUAGAGUUUAUAAGAAAUGAAGAUUUCAAGUAUGUAAGAGCUUUGGGAGCAGUAUAUAUGCGUUUAGUGGGAACAUCGUUAGACUGUUACAAGUAUUUGGAGCCACUUUAUUAUGAUUACAGGAAGAUGCGUAGAAUGAACAGAAAUGGCGAGUUUGAAGUUCUGCACAUGGAUGAGUUUAUUGACGAGUUGCUGAGAGAAGAAAGAAUCUGUGAUAUCAUUCUACCAAGAGUACAGAAACGCCAGGUGUUGGAAGAAAACAACCAGCUGGAGUCGCGAGUGAGUGCUGUGGAAGAGGAUCUCGAAGACAUGGAGACUGAUGAUGAGGAAGAACUUGUUAGAGAUUCUCGAAGAAGUCCAACUCCAGAAAAGUCUCAGAGACACAGAGACGCUGACAAAAUAACGAGAAGUCCCUCGCCUAGAAUCAGACGCAGUCGUUCAAGGUCUCCACAUAGAAGAGAUCGGGAGGAAAGGCGACACGAUCGAGACAAAGACCGAAAACGUCACAGGUCACCAGGAAAGAAGCACAGAGAAGAAGAUGAUAGAAGACACAAGAGCAAGAAAAGUAAAAAAGACCGGAAAGACGAUGAUCACCGGAGUCAUAAACACAGACACGAAAAAGACGGCAGACAUCAUCACAAGGAUCGCCGAGACCGGGACGAGAAGGAUCGCAGAGGUCGUGAGGACCCCGAUGUCAGAGAAGCUAAUGAACUCCGGGCAAGGCUGGGUAUGGUACCUUUGAGACCUUGAGAGAACGUGCCGUUUAGCAUAACGAACUCCAGAAAAGGCACCUUUAAAACCUUGAGUGAUCUUACUGUUUAGCAUAACAAACUCUGGGCAAGGUGCCAUUGACAUCGCGAAUGAACUUACUGUUUAGAACGUGGACUUAGUGUUCAUUUGGUGAAGAUAGAUUACAGCAGUUUGGAUUCAAAUCUGGCAGUUGAUCAGUAAAAUGUUAUGCAAGCACAAUUUGGUAAUGAAUGGGUUUACUGGUUCGAUUAUUGUGACUGUUGACUUGAUGACUGUUGUACCUGUGACAUCAGAUUUCCACUGGUGCAAAGGAAUUUGUACAUUUUAUAAAUGGCAGCCUUGGGACGUUAAUAGUUGUGCAACAUCAAUAUUAAAACAUGAACUGUUGUGCAACAUCAAUAUUCAAACAUCAACCGUUGUGCAACAUCCAUAUUGAAUUAUGUUCAUCAAAUGCACUGUUGUAUUACAUAUUGGGCCGAAUUUAUGCUUAAACACCUGCAUUUAAGAAAAACAGGCUUUAUAAAUCCGACCUUUAUUUUUUAUUUUUAAUAAAAACAAUUGUCCAUUUAUUGAAUUCACUGUCAUUUUACAUUAAAACGUCUAUAAACCAAA
Molecule: messenger RNA, 1626 nt
Organism: Gigantopelta aegis
Lineage: Eukaryota; Metazoa; Mollusca; Gastropoda; Neomphalida; Peltospiridae
Product: pre-mRNA-splicing factor 38A-like
Exons: 9
Coding region: 4-1014 (336 amino acids)
Cellular component (GO): precatalytic spliceosome
Source: RefSeq, a predicted model, not a curated record